GUGGUCAGGCCCACUCCAAUGGGCGGUGCCGCGGCGACCUGAAGUUCCCGGCUGCCUGUGCGGCGGCGGUGGUUGGGUGGUAAGAUGGCGGCUGUGAGUCUGCGGCUCGGCGACUUGGUGUGGGGGAAACUGGGCCGAUAUCCUCCCUGGCCAGGAAAGAUUGUUAAUCCACCUAAGGACUUAAAGAAACCACGUGGAAAGAAAUGUUUCUUUGUGAAGUUUUUUGGAACAGAAGACCAUGCCUGGAUCAAAGUGGAACAGCUAAAGCCUUAUCAUGCUCACAAAGAGGAAAUGAUAAAGAUCAACAAGGGCAAACGGUUCCAGCAAGCUGUGGAUGCUGUUGAAGAGUUCCUCAGGAGAGCCAAAGGGAAAGACCAGACAUCAUCCCACACUUCUGCUGAUGACAAGAAUCGGCGUAAUUCCAGUGAGGAGAGAAGUAGGCCAAACUCAGGUGAUGAGAAACGCAAGCUUAGCCUGUCUGAAGGGAAGGUGAAGAAGAACGUGGGAGAAGGAAAGAAGAGGGUGACUUCAGGCUCUGCAGAGAGAGGCUCCAAAUGCCUUAAAAGAGCCCAGGAGCAAAGUCCCCGGAAGCGGGGUCGGCCCCCAAAGGAUGAGAAGGACCUCACCAUCCCGGAGUCUAGCACUGUAAAGGGGAUGAUGGCCGGACCAAUGGCUGCAUUUAAAUGGCAGCCAACUGCAAGCGAGCCAGUCAAAGAUGCAGAUCCUCAUUUCCAUCAUUUUCUGCUGAGCCAAACAGAGAAGCCAGCUGUCUGUUACCAGGCGAUCACAAAGAAGUUGAAAAUAUGUGAAGAGGAAACUGGUUCCACCUCUAUCCAGGCAGCAGACAGCACAGCCGUGAAUGGCAGCAUCACACCCACAGACAAAAAGAUAGGAUUUUUGGGCCUUGGCUUAAUGGGAAGUGGCAUCGUCUCCAACUUGCUAAAAAUGGGUCACACAGUGACUGUCUGGAACCGGACUGCAGAGAAAUGUGAUUUGUUCAUCCAGGAGGGGGCCCGCCUAGGAAGAACCCCCGCUGAAGUUGUUUCAACUUGUGACAUCACUUUCGCCUGUGUGUCGGAUCCAAAGGCAGCCAAGGACCUGGUGCUGGGCCCCAGCGGUGUGCUGCAAGGGAUCCGCCCUGGGAAGUGCUAUGUGGACAUGUCAACGGUGGAUGCGGAUACUGUCACCGAGCUGGCCCAGGUGAUUGUAUCCAGAGGAGGGCGCUUUCUGGAAGCCCCAGUCUCAGGGAAUCAGCAACUGUCCAAUGACGGGAUGUUGGUAAUUUUAGCAGCCGGAGACAGGGGCUUAUAUGAGGACUGCAGCAGCUGCUUCCAGGCAAUGGGGAAGACGUCCUUCUUUUUAGGUGAAGUUGGCAAUGCAGCCAAGAUGAUGCUGAUUGUGAACAUGGUCCAAGGGAGCUUCAUGGCUACCAUCGCUGAGGGUCUGACGCUGGCUCAGGUGACAGGCCAGUCACAGCAAACACUCUUGGACAUCCUCAAUCAGGGACAGUUGGCUAGUAUCUUCCUGGACCAGAAGUGCCAAAAUAUCCUACAAGGGAACUUUAAACCUGACUUCUACCUGAAAUACAUUCAGAAGGAUCUCCGCCUGGCUAUUGCACUGGGUGAUGCAGUCAACCACCCCACGCCCAUGGCAGCUGCAGCCAAUGAGGUAUACAAAAGAGCCAAGGCACUGGACCAGUCUGACAAUGAUAUGUCUGCCGUGUAUCGAGCCUACAUACACUAAUCCUUGCCCACCCAAAUACCCCUCCCUUCUUCCCUCUGGCCUCUCUUCCCAAUGUGGGGUCAGGGUUCUGGGACUUAGCUCUGGACCAGUCACCUGUCUCCAUUUCCUUUUAUACAGACUUUGAGACUUGCAUCAGCACAGUAAACAGCAGCACUCCCCUCCCUGAGGCCCUGGGCAGGGGUUUAAGGAUCUCCACAGGUGGCUGUGAAGAAGCUCUUGAGCUGGGCAUUGGCCCUGGAGCAGGAGGCUGUGUAUUCUCCCUCCCUCCCUCUCUCUCUGUCUCUGUCUCUCUCUUUCUCUCUCUGUCUCUCCCUCCCCUCUCUCUCUCUCUCCCCCUCUCCCCCCCCCCCUCUCUCUUUCUCUCUCUCUCUCACCCACCCCAGGAUACAAGCUGCCCAGAAACUGCUGUCUGGCUGUUCUUCCUCCAAGUUUGUCUUCUCUCAUCCCCCUUCUGGCCAAGGGACUAGAGUUGGCAGGGAGCACAGGAAGCCGUCUCCCAGCUUUCCCAGGAAGGGCUGGCAGAGGGUCCAUAGCCCCCACUGGACCCCUGGAAGGAGAGGCCCCUUGAGCCAUCAUGAACCAGCAGAUUCCCAAGGAGGCACUGUGGCCUCCAGCUGAGGAUUUUCCUAUAGACACUACCAUUACGCAGCACCUCCCAGGACACCUUUGUGAACUGAAGAGAGACCAGCGUGGCCACACAGACACCUCUUCAGAGGGAGCAGAGUCCACAGGCUCCCACUCCCUGGCUGCUGGCUCUAUGGCUGGAGCUUGCUUUUUCCCAGGAAGUUUUGUUUGGAUUUGCAUUCCAGCCUAUGGGAAGGGGUCUUGAGGGCACUGGGAGCAGUGGAGUGUGAGGGUGGCCCCUUCCUCCUUUCCGUUAAUGUCGUCUUUAGCUGGGCCACCUGUUCAGCCUGCUCUACACAGGUCCCCUGCAUGCCCCUCUUUCCCUUUUCCUCCCAUGGAGAUAGUAUUUCUGUCCCAUCCUGUUUUGGCCCAGACCCAGCCUGACCAACACCAAUCAAUAAUAAACACUUCAUAGAUGAGCACUUCAUAGGCUGGGCUUUAGAGCUGGAACCUCACUUCUGCCAGUAUCAAUGGUUCCAAAUCCUGGGUUUGUUGGGACGGAAGAGAAUUGGGCCUUGUUCUGCUAACCUAGCUGCCCCUCAGAGGUGGAGUCAGUCAUCUGUAGGCCCUAGCAUUUCUCCUUGGAGAGGGACCAGAGAGGCCUAGAAUGUCACAUGAGAGGAAUCACCUGAGGUGUCUGCCUUCCUCCUCAUGAGUUUGGAUUUCCAAAGCCACAAUUUGACUUCCACUGGGAAGAACCUGGGAUAAAGAUUUCAGGACAUGGGCAUGGAGCAAAGAAUGCUUGUGGGGUUCAGCACAAUUGCUCAUUCAGUGGGAUGCUGAGCCUGUUUUCUGUCUGGACACAUCCUGUCUUGGUCCUGGGGGUUGGGGGUGGGGAAUAUGCUGUAAGGAAACCGGUUAGUCAAUGUUGUCUUAAUAUUGUUGACAAUUCUGUAAAGUUCCUUUUUAUGACUAUUUCUGUUUAAGCUAUUUCACCUUUUGUUUUGAAAUCCUUCCCUUUUAAGGAGAAAAUGUGACAUUGUGAAAAUGCUUGUAAGAAAGCCCCUCCUCCCCUUUUCCUUUAAAUGACAAAUCUAGGUGAUUAAGGUUGUGAAUUUUUAUUUUCGCUUUGUUUUUAAUGAGCAUUUGUCUUUCGGAAUAGGAUUGUGUGAUAAUGUUUAAAUGGCAAAAACAAAACAUGAUUUUGUGCAAUUAACAAAGCUACUGCAAGAAAAAAGAAAAAUAAAACAUUUCUUGGUA
Messenger RNA from Mesocricetus auratus (golden hamster), 3567 nucleotides. RefSeq names its product glyoxylate reductase 1 homolog (gene Glyr1). Bases 85 to 1743 code for a protein of 552 amino acids. The record is from RefSeq and is a predicted model, not a curated record. Lineage: Eukaryota; Metazoa; Chordata; Mammalia; Rodentia; Cricetidae. The transcript is spliced from 16 exons. Gene Ontology annotation, molecular function: NAD binding; NADP binding; oxidoreductase activity, acting on the CH-OH group of donors, NAD or NADP as acceptor.